Messenger RNA from Rhinolophus ferrumequinum (greater horseshoe bat), 1655 nucleotides. RefSeq names its product membrane anchored junction protein (gene MAJIN). Gene Ontology annotation, cellular component: nuclear inner membrane. The record is from RefSeq and is a predicted model, not a curated record. The coding region runs from base 131 to 760 and encodes 209 amino acids. The transcript is spliced from 9 exons. Lineage: Eukaryota; Metazoa; Chordata; Mammalia; Chiroptera; Rhinolophidae. Gene Ontology annotation, biological process: homologous chromosome pairing at meiosis; meiotic attachment of telomere to nuclear envelope. Gene Ontology annotation, molecular function: DNA binding.
GGCGGGCUCGUGGCACGAGCUGCGGGCGCGGGAGCGGCUGAGCGAGUCCUGUAUCCUGCCUUCCUUCGAGGUUGGCACCCGCGUCUUUUCAGAGAGCUUACUCCAGAGAGAGGGCUAUCGUUUGGGAGCAAUGAGUUUAAAACCCUUCACCUACCCGUUUCCAGAGACGAGGUUUUUUCAUGCAGGAUCCAAUGUGUAUAAAUUCAAAAUCAGAUAUGGCAACAGCAUCAGAGGGGAAGAUAUUGAAAAUAAGGAAGCCAUCGUCCAGGAGCUGGAGAUGCCUCUGAGAGGGAAAGCUGCAGGAGCCAUGAUGAAGAAACGAAAACACGUGGACGUGCCCAACUGCCCCAGCAGGCAGGGCUGGACAGGUCAAGCCAACAUGGUGACUUCCAGCCAAAGCCCCAGCAAAAAGAAGCCCCCUGUGGAAACCGCCAGGGUAAGCGCCAAAAUGGAAGCUUCGAGGCUCUUGGCCGUUGCAACUCUGUUACAAGACAGGAUUCCUGUUACCAGCACAUCUUGGUCAACGGGGAAAGAAAAAACCCAGCAGGAAUGUCAGGAGACCCCAGCGUUCGAUAUCACUGAUGUCCAGGAACAGGAUUCUAAGUGGGAGGACAGCCUAGCAGGGCAGAUCAUCCCACCACUGCAGCAGACCAAUCCACCUCCAGCUAAAGGGCCCACAGAGCUGGGAACCAGGGGCUUCUUUGGGUUUCUAAGCUCUCUCUUCCCGUUUCGGUAUUUACUCAGAAGGAGCAGCCAGUGAGCCUUCCAAAUGCAGUGGUGGGAAGAGUGUCCUCUCACAGUGACUCCUCCCAUUCCGUCCUCUGCUUGUGACAUGCCAGUCAUGAGGAAUGAGGGCCCCAAACUCCUUGCGUCUUGCCCCUUUACAGAAUUUUUUUUUUCUCGUUAAAACACUAAGAAGAGGACUUUCUAAAAUCCUCUAGUCUGAAAAUUGUAAUGCUCUGAGGUUCAGUUUAGGACUUUCAUCUCUAGCACUUAGGAUUCUAAUGACAAUAAAUUAUUGAUGAGGAGUUAUUGACUGAAUGUAGUGAAGGAGAGAGUAAGAGAGCAAAUUCUUCCCUCAAGACACAGGGGAGCAAUGCCUGAAAACUCCCCUGGGUCUACCUGGUUGUUGCUUUGGGUUGGAAGGGCCCUGUGCCUGAUCUCAGACCUUAAAGUCCCCUGGUAGAGGUUAGGGAUGAGGUCUUCCAAGACUCACUGUCCCAAGCCCUGCUGACCCUCAAGGAAUCAUCUCGCCCCAGGUCACCCCCGUUUGGCCCCAAAGUGCAGCCUGCAGUAGAUCAGUGCUUCCUAUCCACUUAUCCUUCUGGCUUUUGACAGUAAUGCAGGUAAAUUUAUCGAAUUACCCGGAAGUUAGUCCAAGUUGGGGCCCUUGGAGAAGACCAGGGCACACGAGCUCUGUCUUCAUGUAACACAAGGGCUGAUCCAGGACAGACACAUUAAACUUGUAUGGCAACAGAGGAUCAAAAUAAUAGAUAGGAACUUAGGUAAACUCAUUUCAGCUUAGAGAUAUCUAGUGUUAGAAUGGAUCGCCUUGUGAGAUAAUGAGCCCUUGUCACCUCUAGGCUUUAAACAGAGCUGAUUUAUCUGCCAGAUGUUGGAAGGUUCCCCUGAUGAGUGGGAGAAUUGGGGCUGGA